AUGCUUCGACGCUUCACGACUCACGGCCUUCGCACAAACACGUGGAAUGUGCAGAAGCUCGCGACACGCUUCUGCAUCAGCAUCAACGUGCCCACCAUUGCGGAGUCCAUCAGCUCUGGGACGGUCAUAGGCUGGGCGAAGAAGGUUGGUGAUCACGUUUCGGAGGAUGAGGUCAUUUGCCAAAUUGAGUCUGACAAGCUCAAUGUGGAUGUGCGAGCCCCGGCAAACGGUGUCAUUACGCAGAUCAACUACGCUGAUGGAGCCGUUGUUGAGGUUGGCACGGUGCUGUCGACAAUGAAGGAGGGCCCAGCCGGUGCCGAGGCGCCGGCAUCAGCGGCAACAACAACGACGCCCGCCCAAGGGGACGAGGCGGCAGCACCAAAGGAAGCCGCACCACCGAAGCCCAAGCCGCAGGCAACAGCAGCAGCAGCGCCACCGCNGGACGAGGCGGCAGCACCAAAGGAAGCCGCACCACCGAAGCCCAAGCCGCAGGCAACAGCAGCAGCAGCGCCACCGCCACCGCCACCUCCCUCGCAGGUUGUGUCUACCGUGACAGGCUCCGACCCGCGCGUGCGUAGCGUGCGCAUCUCUUCCAUGCGCCAGCGUAUCGCGGACCGUCUCAAGGCGAGCCAGAAUACAUGUGCCAUGCUAACGACCUUCAACGAGAUUGAUAUGACACCGCUCAUUGAGUUGCGCAACCGGUACAAGGACGAUUUCUUCAAGAAGCACAACGUGAAGCUAGGCUUCAUGUCGCCAUUUGUGAAGGCCUGCGCGAUCGCCCUGCAGGAUGUGCCCAUUGUCAACGCCUCCUUCGGUGCCGACACCAUUGACUACCACGACUAUGUGGAUAUCAGCAUCGCCGUCUCCACACCGCGCGGCCUCGUUGUGCCUGUGCUGCGCGACGUGCAGACCGCCGAUUUUGCGCGGAUCGAGAAGCAGAUCGCUGACUUUGGCGAGCGUGCGAAGGUGAACAAACUCACAAUGGCGGAGAUGACAGGUGGCACGUUCACCAUCAGCAACGGUGGCGUGUUUGGCUCGUGGAUGGGGACACCGAUCAUCAACCCGCCGCAGAGCGCCAUCCUCGGCAUGCACGCCACAAAGAAGAAGCCGUGGGUGGUUGGCAACGAGAUCAAAAUCCGCGACGUGAUGGCCGUCGCGCUGACGUACGACCACCGCCUCAUCGACGGCAGCGAUGCCGUGACCUUCCUUGUAAAGGUGAAGAACCUCAUCGAAGACCCCAGCCGCAUGGUGCUCGACCUCGCAUAG
This is a messenger RNA of Trypanosoma grayi, 1266 nucleotides long. RefSeq names its product 2-oxoglutarate dehydrogenase, E2 component, dihydrolipoamide succinyltransferase. Gene Ontology annotation, biological process: tricarboxylic acid cycle. Gene Ontology annotation, molecular function: dihydrolipoyllysine-residue succinyltransferase activity. The record is from RefSeq and is a predicted model, not a curated record. The coding region runs from base 1 to 1266 and encodes 421 amino acids. The transcript has a single exon. Gene Ontology annotation, cellular component: oxoglutarate dehydrogenase complex. NCBI's taxonomy places the organism in Eukaryota, Euglenozoa, Kinetoplastea, Trypanosomatida, Trypanosomatidae.